Molecule: messenger RNA, 1083 nt
Organism: Exophiala dermatitidis NIH/UT8656
Lineage: Eukaryota; Fungi; Ascomycota; Eurotiomycetes; Chaetothyriales; Herpotrichiellaceae
Product: maleylacetate reductase
Exons: 1
Coding region: 1-1083 (360 amino acids)
Cellular component (GO): mitochondrion
Molecular function (GO): alcohol dehydrogenase (NAD+) activity; maleylacetate reductase activity; metal ion binding
Source: RefSeq, a predicted model, not a curated record
AUGGAACCUUUCGAGUACAAUGCCAACCCUGGCCGAGUGGUGUUCGGACCUGGGAGCAUUCAGAAACUCCCUGACGAAAUCCGACGACUUGAUCUGAAAUCUCCUCUCCUUCUCUCCACGCCCCAGCAAGUCAGCCAAGCGGAGGACCUGGCGAAGAUCUUGAAAAAUGCAUCCAUCGAACCAGCUGGCACAUAUACCAAUGCCACCAUGCACACCCCCUCACACAUUACCGAAGAAGCCAUGUCAUUCUUACGCGAACGAUCCGCAGACUGCGUCGUGUCGAUAGGAGGAGGCUCAACAAUAGGUCUGGGCAAGGCGAUAUCGAUCAGGACGGGCCUACCACACAUCUGCAUCCCCACAACAUACGCAGGAAGUGAAAUGACACCUAUAUUGGGUGAAACACAGGAUGGCCGCAAGACGACCCGGACAGACCCCAAAAUCCUUCCCGGCACAGUCAUUUACGACGUCAACCUCACCAUGACCCUCCCAGCCUCACUGAGUGCCACUUCGGGCGUCAACGCCAUCGCGCACGCCGUGGAGUCAUUGUACGCAAAGAACAAGAACCCCAUCAUAUCACUGCUAGCUCUCGAAGGUACCAAGGCCCUUGCAGAGUCGUUACCGGAGAUAAUCAAGGAUCCGCAAUCGCAACCCGCGCGCGAAAAAGCUCAAUAUGGUGCAUGGCUAUGUGGUGUGUGUCUCGGCUCGUCGUCAAUGGCAUUGCACCACAAGCUCUGCCACACCCUUGGCGGCUCUUUCAAGCUGCCACAUGCCGAAACGCACACCAUUGUGCUGCCCCAUGCAUUGUCCUACAAUGCACCCGCGAUCCCUGAUGCUAUGGCAAAACUCGCCUCGGUACUGCCCGGUAGCGAGGGCGAUGCCACCAAGGGCUUGAAUAUUCUUCUCGAGAAGCUCCAAGUCAAGCGUGCUCUGAAGGACUUUGGAAUGAAGGAAGAAGAUAUUGACAAGGCCGCGGACAUUGCGGUCAGCAAUCAGUAUCCUAACCCGAGGAAGAUCGAGAAGGGCCCGAUUCGAGAAUUGAUCCGCAGAGCUUGGGCUGGCGAACCUGCCAGGGCGGAUUUAUAG